CUCUUUGCAAUACCCUCGGUAUGGUGGCACCAUCGAGUCGGAGCACGUUUGAUUGGGCAUCUACUUUUUGUAAAAUCUUUCUUGAAAGAAGUCUAUGAGAAUUUGCGAAAUAUUCCAGCUGGAAUAUAUCGGAAGUUGCCAUAUGAUAAGGAUGGAAACUAUUUAGAUGGGUGGGGAAAAUUUAAACCACGAUACAAACAAGAGCACCAAGGAAUGUCAACUACACAAGAGAAUGAAAACGAUUCGACUAAAAAUGCUGGAACGAUGGACAUAUUUAACAGGGAACUUACUUUGAAUGAAGUCAUUGAUGUCGCCGUCAAUAGUGAUAUAAAAGAAGAAGAAAAGGAACAAAAGACGCUCGAGACUAACAAAACAUAUAACCGCAUUUGUGGUUCAAUGAAAGACAGACAACUGUUUUCAAUGCUUUGCUACGAAAAUUUUGCAUCUCUCGAAUAUUAUUCCUACAUAAUGUCCGUCCAAUCGUUGACUUCAACGCCAGCUGCCGACGGAGAUCGAAGAGGUAUUGUACCUCUUCAAAAGGGAAUCUGGCGUCAAUUCACGCAUAAAGACAACUUUACGGGAGAUUUCCUAAUACGUUCCUACAUGACCAUGUGCAUUAUGAGACUGGUGCUAUCAUUCGUGAUAUUCAUUGUGCUGUGGAUUAUUUUCAGUCAGUCGUUUGCGCCAACAUUUUCGACAAAGUCAUUCACAUGCGACCUCCCACUUCACAACUUGUGCCUGGUUUGCGUUAUAAAACGACACUGGGAUGUUACAGCAUUGUUCUUAAUCGAUGUAUGCGUCAUUUUUGUAUAUUUCGGUUUGUCAGCAUUUCAGUUUUACUUCGUUAGAUUCGGGUCAAACCGGGCAGUUUGCCACUACUUAGAAGAUAUGAAAGACUCUAUGAGCGUUGCAUUCUUGUCGGCACGGAAAGCCAGUCAAAGAAGACAAAAAAGCAAUCGUAAAUAAUACAAGUCGCAUGUCACAAAUUUGUUCAAUUUUUAAGUGCGCAUCUAACAUUUUAAAUAUCCAAAUUGACAAGUAGCCCACUGAUCAAUAUCAGCCAGUUCGGAAUAGUUUAAUACGAUUUCG
Styela clava is the source of this 1089-nucleotide messenger RNA. Lineage: Eukaryota; Metazoa; Chordata; Ascidiacea; Stolidobranchia; Styelidae. The record is from RefSeq and is a predicted model, not a curated record.